Molecule: messenger RNA, 684 nt
Organism: Pichia kudriavzevii
Lineage: Eukaryota; Fungi; Ascomycota; Pichiomycetes; Pichiales; Pichiaceae
Exons: 1
Coding region: 1-684 (227 amino acids)
Molecular function (GO): protein-folding chaperone binding
Source: RefSeq, a predicted model, not a curated record
AUGGAUGUGAUGGUUCCUUAUUUGUAUAACUCAAUCGAUAAAGCUGCGUCGUUGGCGUCGCCCUAUGUCUCUCCAGAAAAAUUAGACCAAGUUUGUCGGUGGUUGAAACAGCACGAUGAAGCCGUGCUUUACUCUACGCUAGGUGCCUUAGUUUUAGGCACAUUAUAUUUGGCAUCAUCUGGUAAUGGCAAGACGAAAAAGAGAUCAAAGAAACCUUCUUCUAAAAAAUCGUACCAGGUGAAGGUGAAGAAGGAAAAAGUGGUCCCUGUAGAUCCCGUCAAACAGAGUUACGAUACGAUCAACUCAGUCAAGGACGAGCUAAAAAACGUCUUCACCCCGCAGGUGGACCAGCUUGAGAAAGACGUUGAAAGGGAACUUGCUGGCAAGAAGGAGAUAGAAGGAAAAAAGAACAAACACAAGAAGAAGAAGGCAGGUUCCAAGAACAAGUUGAAAGAGCACACCUCCAACGAAGCGCCAGAGGGUGCGGCAAAGACCUCAUCUUAUAAGGACAGCACAAAAUACCGCUACCUCUACCUCAAUGAGGCUUUAUUGAAGCUGCUCAUGCGUUUGGACGGUGUGGAAACUCAAGGUAUCGAAGAUAUCCGUGUACAAAGGAAAGCCACCAUCAAACUCGUCCAAGAACAAUGUAAAAGAGUUGAUGCGCUAAAAGAUUACGUAAAUUGA